AUGAAGAGUAGCUCUUGGCAGCAGAAAGAGCUCGCAUUUCUCAUCCUGUACGCCGUCGGUUUCUACGCAAUCGUCAUUCGUCGUUCUCUCCAACUCUCCCGCGAUCAUUACUCCAAUCUCUAUGGUUUGCGCCCUGGAUGGAUUCCUCAUCGACUUAACGACGGUUCUGAUGCCCAAUGGAGAAAUUUUCGUGGGAACUUACCUAUUCUCACCAUGGUGUUUGGGAUUUUCACAGUGGUUGCCUGCAUGUUCAGAGCAUUAUAUUGUUUGAAGGCGAAGGGGAUGUCAAUUGUCUGGCUUCUGAUUUCUAUGGCUUAUUUAUCAUAUCUACAUGGAGCCUGUGUCAUAUUUAUCCUCGCUAUUGCUUCAGCUAAUUUUCUUCUAGUAAAGAUAUGUGGAAGGACAAAAUACUUCUCAUUUGCACUUUGGAUUUUCAACCUAUCUUUUCUUCUAUGUAAUCGCAUUUAUGAGGGAUAUCCAUUCUCCAGUUUUGGGCAAAGCUGGGCUUAUUUGGAUAACUUUCGGGGUACCUUCAGAUGGCAUAUUUGCUUUAAUUUUGUUGCUUUGCGAAUGAUAAGCUUUGGAUAUGAUUACCAUUGGGCUGAUCAAUACAAUCGUUUUGAUCAAAAGAAGCACAUUCAACGCUGUGUGUACUGUUCAUCAGGCAAGACAUGCUACCUCCUAUUACAGGAGAGAAGUGUCCCAAAUGACAGGUUUUCAUUUUCAAUAUACUUGUGUUAUUUGGUGUAUGCACCGCUUUACAUUGCUGGACCAAUUAUUAGCUUCAAUGCGUUUGCUUCACAGUUGGAAACUCCCCAGAAAAAUUACUCAUCUCGAGGAGUGGCCUGGUAUGGUUUGCGUUGGCUAUUUAGUCUUUUCCUAAUGGAAUUGAUGUCACAUUUUUUCUACUACAAUGCAUUUUCCAUCAGUGGUGUGUGGAAACAGCUGUCUCCCAUGGACAUCUUUAUUAUUGGAUAUGGGGUUCUAAACUUCAUGUGGCUAAAGUUUUUCCUCAUCUGGCGCUACUUCCGAUUCUGGUCACUGAUCAAUGGCAUUGAGGCUCCUGAGAAUAUGCCAAGGUGUGUAAACAAUUGCUACAACUUGGAAAGUUUUUGGAAGAAUUGGCAUGCUUCGUUCAACAAAUGGCUUGUUAGGUAUGUUUAUAUCCCUCUUGGAGGAGCUCGAAAGAAGCUGCUAAAUGUAUGGGUCAUCUUCACAUUUGUUGCCAUAUGGCAUGAUUUAGAGUGGAAGCUUCUUUCAUGGGCAUGGUUGACAUGUUUAUUCUUCAUACCAGAAAUGCUUGUCAAAUCAGCAGCAAAUGCCUUUCAGGUGAAGGGUGCUUUCGGGGGAUUUGUUUUUCGUGAGCUUAGAGCUGUCUCUGGUGCAGUAACUAUAACUUGCCUCAUGGUGGCAAAUCUUGUUGGUUUUGUAAUUGGGCCAUCAGGCAUUAAUUGGUUGGUUUCUGAAUUCCUCCACAAAGAAGCAUUGCCUAUUCUUGGUGGCAUGUUUGUCUCUUUCUACGUUGGAACCAAGCUUAUGUUUCACAUUUCUGAUGCUAAGCAACGGAGGGGUCAGAUAAGAUGA
Messenger RNA from Fraxinus pennsylvanica, 1584 nucleotides. The record is from the annotation of a GenBank genome assembly. Lineage: Eukaryota; Viridiplantae; Streptophyta; Magnoliopsida; Lamiales; Oleaceae.